AGUGGAGGGAACAAUUCUCUCUCUAAUCAGUCCGAGGAAAACAAGAAUCUGAUCAAGCUCGAAAUCAGGGGUAUAUUUGUCAUUGUGACUGAACUUGUAUCAUCCUUAUCUUCUACAUGUGCUCACCAGCUACCAAGGUGAUCCACUCGAUUGAGCAAAACCUUUGCAGACUAGAGUUAAUGGCUUCGCACGGUCACCAUACCCACGACUACCAUCACCACGAUCAUGACAAUGACCACCAUCACCAUACCCAUGAUCAAACGACGUCGUGGGUAGGCCCAGAAGGAAGAGUGUAUCACAGCCACGAUGGGUUAGCGCCUCACUCUCAUGAACCCAUUUACUCUCCUGGCUACUUCAGCAGAAGAGCUCCACCAAUCCUCACUAGGGAUUUCAAUGAAAGAGCUUUCACUGUUGGUAUUGGUGGUCCUGUUGGUACUGGGAAAACCGCUUUAAUGUUGGCUAUAUGCAAAUUCUUGCGGGACAAGUACAGUCUUGGUGCAGUGACUAAUGAUAUAUUCACAAAGGAGGAUGGUGAAUUCUUGAUUAAGCAUGGAGCACUACCUGAAGAAAGGAUACGAGCUGUGGAAACUGGAGGCUGUCCUCAUGCUGCAAUUCGUGAAGAUAUCAGCAUUAACCUUGGCCCUCUUGAGGAGCUUUCCAAAUUAUUCAAAGCAGACUUACUACUUUGUGAAUCUGGUGGAGAUAAUUUAGCUGCCAACUUUAGCAGGGAAUUGGCUGACUAUAUCAUAUAUAUAAUAGAUGUAUCUGGUGGUGAUAAAAUUCCUCGGAAGGGUGGCCCUGGCAUUACCCAAGCGGAUCUUCUUGUUAUAAAUAAGACUGACCUUGCACCGGCAGUUGGAGCUGACUUGGCAGUCAUGGAGCGUGAUGCACUUAGAAUUCGGGAUGGUGGGCCAUUUGUCUUUGCUCAGAUUAAGCAUGGACUUGGUGUAGAGGAAAUUGUGAACCAUAUUUUACAAGCCUGGGAAGGAGCAACUGGGAAGAAGCAGCAUUGAACUGUGCUUCCAAAAUUUGUCUUGGCGUAUUGGUUCUUUCAGAAGUGACCUGUAUUCUUCAGUAAAGGAUUUGCUCUGCUUGGUUCUUUGGAAGUAUGAGAAGCAGAAACUUACUUGAAUCGGAUAGGGAACAUGAAAAGUGCAUCUGAAGGGGAUAAAUUAUUGUCUUAGUACAUAUUCAGUUGCCUGUGGAAUAGUCUGCUGUACGCUUUUGCUUAAUAAAAAUCUUGUUUAGUGUCUGCUCACCCACCUCUCGAUCAUUAUCAGUAAGAUUCUUGGUCAAUCUACUAAUGAUUGAUGUAACCAUUUCGAUA
This is a messenger RNA of Hevea brasiliensis (rubber tree), 1327 nucleotides long. RefSeq names its product urease accessory protein G. The record is from RefSeq and is a predicted model, not a curated record. Gene Ontology annotation, molecular function: GTPase activity; nickel cation binding. The transcript is spliced from 7 exons. The coding region runs from base 117 to 1013 and encodes 298 amino acids. Lineage: Eukaryota; Viridiplantae; Streptophyta; Magnoliopsida; Malpighiales; Euphorbiaceae.